AUGAGUUCAUCAGAAGCCAAGAAAGCUGGCGGGCCAAAUGCCGUAGGCAGUUCUUUAUCUAGAUUUACAGAGUUAUUCAAGACAUUGCAGUUUGCGUGGUUCUCAGGGCAUGUUGUUGUGUUGGUGAUGUCAUCGUUGUAUGUGCUCUCUUUGCGUGGAUCUUCAGGGUUUCAUCAGGUUCUUUAUUCUCUGUUGUAUUUGGGGGUGCUGGGAUCGUUCGGCAUCAUUGUUUACCAACAUCAUUUUAAGACGGGACAAAAACAGCAGGAGCAGGGACAGCAGAAGGCGCAGCCAAAAGCGCAGCUCAGUGUCAAGGAGUUAGUGCAGGAUGAGAAUUUCUUGUACUGUUUGCUCGCGGUUCUAUGGUUGGUGACGCCUCGUUUCUUCAUGACAAUCCCUCCCUUUUUCAUUUUCUCAGCUUUCCAUGCACUCACCUAUGUCAAGAGUGUCUUUUUGCCCGUGGUUUUCAGCUGCGACGACCAAAAUGCAACUGUACAAUUCAUCUCCAGCUUUCUCCGCGAGAACCACAACAAGUCGCUGAGCUGGUCGUGCACCAGUGAGCUACUAUGCUUCGUUGUUGUCAUUGUGCGCGCGGUUGCGUGGCGCCGCAGAUCGUGGAUCGUUCUUGUGCUGUACUCGCUCUUUGUGAAGGCCAGAUACGAACGCUCUGCCAACAUGCGUGCGGUGCUGCGCAAGUGGGAAGUCCGCCUCGACGGCAUCGUGUCGCAUCCCAGCGUGCCCCCCAGGCUCAAGCAGGUGUACGCUUCUUCGAAAAUGCAACUGCGCAAGCUAAGCAACUAUUCACUAACGUCCGGGCUGUUCUCAUCGCGCAGCAGCCCAGCUGCUGCUCCUUCGUCUUCCAAGAAGGACUAA
Messenger RNA from Eremothecium cymbalariae DBVPG#7215, 873 nucleotides. It is a transcript of the gene POM33, whose product is annotated as nucleoporin POM33. The transcript has a single exon. Lineage: Eukaryota; Fungi; Ascomycota; Saccharomycetes; Saccharomycetales; Saccharomycetaceae. Gene Ontology annotation, biological process: membrane organization; endoplasmic reticulum tubular network organization. Gene Ontology annotation, cellular component: endoplasmic reticulum; membrane. The coding region runs from base 1 to 873 and encodes 290 amino acids. The record is from RefSeq and is a predicted model, not a curated record.